AUGACUCUACAAGUACAAAGCCACCCAAACGAGUUGUGUUCUCAACGGUUGUGGAAGAGAUACAACCAGGCGAGAGCUCAUCAAACCCCCUCUCAUAUUCGAAGCAGAAUAAUUCUGAUCACAAACCGAGAAAGGCCGAUGUUAAGACCGCGAAAAGGGGAACAAUUAAAUUCUCUGGGAAGAAAAAAAGUUGUGCGAAAAACGUCUCAAGUUCUGAAGCGGGUGAAGAUCCUCUCUUGCCGUCCUGGAAAGGUAUUUUUCUAG
Molecule: messenger RNA, 264 nt
Organism: Chondrus crispus (carragheen)
Lineage: Eukaryota; Rhodophyta; Florideophyceae; Gigartinales; Gigartinaceae
Exons: 1
Coding region: 1-264 (87 amino acids)
Source: RefSeq, a predicted model, not a curated record